CCGGUGCCUGCUUCUGUCCAUGCAAUCACGCGCACUGACAAAAUCCAACCGCUUCGAUUUCGCCACGUGUACAUCCAGACAAGACAUUUUCAUCACCACCCCCAACACACCUCCUCCCUCCUUUUUAGUCUCCAUCCACGGCGACGUCCAUCAAGGUUUCGGCGAUGGACGGCAAGACGGCGCCGGCGGAGAUGGGCAUCCAGAUGCCGGGGACGAAGCAGGCGGACACUGUCACGAUGAGUGGGCCACUCAUCCGAGGGCAGCGUUCUCCGAUGAUGAAUUCGCGGAGCCGAGAAAUGACGGGGUUUGCGGUGAGGGUGGCGUGCUUGGCGUCAUCGCUGGUGUCGCUCUGUCUCAUGGUCACGGCGGAGCAGCACGGCGAGAUCGAACUCUACGGCCUCCGGCUCCCGCUCCACUCCAAGUGGUCCUUCUCCGACUCUCUAGAGUACUUGGUGGGGAUAUCUGCGGCCGUGGCGGCGCAUUCAGUGCUGCAGCUAGCGCUGAGCGGAAGGAGGAUGCUGAAGAUGGUGCCUGUGAUCCCUUCUCGUAGCCACGCUUGGGCUUUGUUCGCUGGAGAUCAGGUGUUUGCAUAUGCGAUGAUGAGCGCGGGCUCAGCUGCAACAGGGGUGACAAACCUGAACCGAACUGGGAUACGGCAUUCAGCCCUCCCAGACUUCUGCAAACCCCUUCAUCGUUUCUGUGAUCGAAUGGCAAUCUCCCUCACCUUCGCCUUUAUCAGUUGCCUGUUUCUAGCCGUCUCUGCUGUUAUUGAUGUGCUUUGGUUGUCAAACUACUGAAUUUCUUCAGCUUGUUUCUUUAUAUAGAAAACAGUCUUUCAUGUAGCCUGGUUUUGUCUAUCUGAUGUAAUGUGGCAACUUCUGUGAAUGGUUGGUGUUUAUUUCUGUCUCA
Messenger RNA from Dioscorea cayenensis subsp. rotundata (Guinea yam), 909 nucleotides. RefSeq names its product CASP-like protein 3A1. NCBI's taxonomy places the organism in Eukaryota, Viridiplantae, Streptophyta, Magnoliopsida, Dioscoreales, Dioscoreaceae. The record is from RefSeq and is a predicted model, not a curated record.